Salvia splendens (bonfire salvia) is the source of this 1280-nucleotide messenger RNA. Its product is annotated as probable serine/threonine-protein kinase PIX13. The record is from RefSeq and is a predicted model, not a curated record. Gene Ontology annotation, biological process: protein phosphorylation. Gene Ontology annotation, molecular function: protein kinase activity; ATP binding. The transcript is spliced from 4 exons. NCBI's taxonomy places the organism in Eukaryota, Viridiplantae, Streptophyta, Magnoliopsida, Lamiales, Lamiaceae. The annotation marks the transcript as partial.
UGUGUGAAUACUGAACAAUCAAAUCGAAUUGUUCGCUCAAAAUUGCGUGGGAUUUCAAGUGAUGAUGCGUGCGUUGGUUCAGGAGACACACUGCCCACUCCGACUUUGAAGGUUUACAGUUUUGGUGAUUUGAAGUGUGCGACUAGGGAUUUUAGGAGUGAUAUGGUUUUGGGAAUAGGAGAUUUUGGCACUGUGUAUAAGGGAUGGGUGGAUGAGAAGAGCCUGCAGCCUUCGAAACUAGGGACUGGGAUGAUGGUUGCAAUCAAGAAGUUGAAUCCCCAGAGCAUGCAGGACUUUGAUGAAUGGCAGUCAGAAGUGGACCUUUUUGGAAAGUUGACACAUCCCAACAUGGUUAAGCUCUUGGGAUACUGUUGGGAAGAUAGAGAAAUGCUGCUUGUCUACGAAUUUAUGCAGAAGGGAAGCCUUGAAAAUCAUCUUUUUAGACGAAGUGCUUAUACAAAAUCAUUGCCGUGGGAUAUAAGACUAAAAAUAGCGAUAGGAGCUGCAAAGGGACUCGCUUUUCUGCAUGCUUCGGACAGCAAUUAUCGUGACUUUAAGGCCUCAAACAUUCUUCUUGACGGGAAUUUCAAUGCAAAAAUAUCGGAUUUGUGGUUAGUGAAACUGGAGCCUUCUAGAGGGAAUGCAACACUCCAAAUGGCGAUAGGAGCAGCAAAUGAAAUGGCUUUUCUCAAUGCUUCAUACAGUAUUUAUCGAAGAGCGGGUGACCACCCUUAUAUACAUUCCUACAUUUUGUCUUUCUGUAUAUUCUCCUGAACUGGCUGCAAUCAUGUUAGUUGCUUUUUUUAACAUGAGGACAUCUAAAUGAGAAGUGCAACGUGUAUGGGUUUGGCAUGGUGCUGCUGGAGCUGCUGACAGGCUCGAGAGGCCAUGACAUGCCAUGGGCACAUCAGUACUUGACGCAUUGCACGACUCCCCUUCUUUCCCAGUGACGGAAACUGAUACGCUUCAUCGAUGAACGACUACAAGGCCAGUAUUCGUUCAAGGCAGCAGCACGGGCUGCUCAACUCACCCUCAUAUGCUUGGAGCAAGAGCCCAGAGACCGGCCUCCGAUGGAAGUGGUGGCUGAGGUCUUGGAACAGAUUGCAGCCAUGGAAAAACCUGAAGUGUCCACAUUGCAUCAAUCGAGAAGAUAGAUGAUCAAAGGUGAUGUAACACUUUAGUGUAUAUGGAAGGGCCAAUCUUUUGUUCAUAUUUCCAUAUCAGUAUUUGACCUACAGGGCUUAUCUUCCCUGCAAUGAAAGGGCCUAUCUCACUUCCAA